UUGACGGACUUAAUUCAGAGCUGCACUAGUAAUGCAACAUUAGCUUCCUGUAGAGCUAGGGUCAUUCACAUGAGUACUGACUUUCUCUGUGGAGUGGUUUCAGAGACUGAAUUAACUCUUUUUUCAUUAAACUCUGUUUAAAUGAUGUUACGAUCGUUGUGUCGGGCAGGCGGCGCCAUUCUCCAGCAGACACAGAGAACGGCACCAAAGCUGUGGGUCACUCCAGCGCAGCAGCGAUGGGCGUCCAGUUUGCCCAUGAACACGGUGGUCCUGUUUGUGCCCCAACAGGAAGCUUGGGUGGUGGAGAGGAUGGGUCGCUUCCACCGCAUCCUAGAGCCGGGUCUGAAUUUCCUCAUUCCUGUACUGGACCGCAUUCGCUACGUGCAAAGUCUGAAAGAGAUUGUGAUCGAUGUUCCAGAACAGUCUGCCGUGAGUUUAGACAACGUAACAUUACAGAUUGAUGGAGUCCUUUACCUGAGGAUCAUCAACCCUUUUAAGGCCAGUUACGGUGUGGAGGACCCAGAGUACGCAGUCACACAGCUGGCCCAGACCACCAUGCGUUCCGAACUGGGCAAACUUACACUGGAUAAAGUUUUUAGGGAAAGGGAAUCCCUCAACGCCAACAUGGUCCACUCCAUCAACCAAGCAUCAGAUGAUUGGGGAAUUCGUUGCCUCCGGUACGAAAUCAAAGAUAUUCAUGUUCCACCUCGUGUCAAAGAAUCCAUGCAAAUGCAGGUUGAGGCGGAACGUAGAAAGAGAGCCACGGUGCUGGAGUCUGAGGGGUCGAGGGAAGCUGCCAUUAAUGUGGCAGAGGGUCGUAAACGAGCACAGAUCCUCGCCUCCGAGGGAGAAAAGGCCGAGCAGAUCAACAAAGCUGCUGGCGAGGCUCAAGCUGUCUUAGCCAAAGCCGAGGCCAAAGCCGAGGCCAUCCGUAUGCUGUCAGUGGCUCUGACUGAACAGAAUGGAGAUGCAGCAGCUUCCCUCAGUGUGGCUGAACAGUACGUGUCUGCUUUCUCCAAACUGGCCAAAGAAUCCAACACCAUCCUCCUGCCCUCUCACACCGGAGACAUCAGCAGCAUGGUCACACAGGCCAUGACCAUCUACAGCAGGUUGUCAAAGACGAAGCCCAGAGCUCCUGCACAGGUGUUGGAGGAAAAGAGUGAAGAGGCUCAGGACCAAUCAGAAUCCCCUCAGUAGCAGACAAGUCCAAUCAUAAACUCUUAACAAAAACAACAACAGACAGAAGCGGAGUGAAGACGACGUGAUUGAAGACCGUGACGUCCACUCAGCUGCUGACAACAAGAAGAAAUGUCAACUCCAACUUCCCACCACAUCGUCCUGACGUCUUCUAUCGGUCUGUUUUCAGACGUCACCGACAGUUCCUGUGUCAUCUCAGGGACCACCGUCUUCAGGCUGUAGCACUUAAGGUGUUCAAAAGUGAAAAGUUCCUGAAUGUGUAGUUCAACAGUAAACCAACCACCUUCAGGAGGUGGAAAAUAUUUAAUUUUCUCCCAUUAAUGAGUACCGUAUAUAAAUGUCCUGUAAAAUGAAUUGACCUUCAGUCUUAGUGGCUGUACUUGAUGAAUUUUCAACACUUCUGUUAUUUCCCAUAGUCCUUUAAUAAGAAGAUGAAUCAGCACAGUGUUUUGAAAUGUUUGAGUUUUUUUUUUAGAAUUCAAAGUGAAAGGUUCUGAGUGGGAGUUUGAUGAUUUGGUUUGAAGUGUCGCAAAGCACUGGUUCAAAUUCACAGUUGUGUUGGAGGAGGAUGGUGUGAAAUGGACUGGGAAACUGUUCAAAGUCAUUGGAAUAUUAUUUACAGGAUAAUUAAAUAAAAGUCAUGUUCGAUCAUU
This is a messenger RNA of Cynoglossus semilaevis (tongue sole), 1850 nucleotides long. It is a transcript of the gene stoml2, whose product is annotated as stomatin (EPB72)-like 2. The transcript is spliced from 10 exons. Gene Ontology annotation, biological process: mitochondrion organization. The coding region runs from base 142 to 1197 and encodes 351 amino acids. NCBI's taxonomy places the organism in Eukaryota, Metazoa, Chordata, Actinopteri, Pleuronectiformes, Cynoglossidae. Gene Ontology annotation, cellular component: membrane; mitochondrion. The record is from RefSeq and is a predicted model, not a curated record.